AUGCAUCUGAAAACAUCUCUACUGCUGCUGGUUCUUGCUGUUUGUACAGUAAGUGGAGCACAGCUGCCCAAGGCCUUAUGGCAGUUUGGGAUCAUGAUUGAGUGUACCCAGUCUGAUGUUAGUGCCCUGAAGUACAACGAUUACGGCUGCUGGUGUGGCUUUGGGGGACAAGGAACUCCUCGAGAUGAAGUGGACGCGUGCUGUCACAUCCACGAUCAAUGUUACGCAACAGCCAGAAGGGCUCCUGGAUGCACGGCCAUCGCUGACCUUCCCUACAUCCUGUCUUACAAAUUCACCUGCGAAAAUCAACAAGUGACCUGCUCAGAUAUCAACAAUAAGUGCCAGGCUGCUGUGUGUGAGUGUGAUCGUGUGGCGGCUCACUGCUUCGCUCAGUCCCCAUACAACCCUGAGAACAAGAACCUGGAUCCCAAAGUCCACUGUGUCAACUGAGUUA
This is a messenger RNA of Scomber japonicus (chub mackerel), 454 nucleotides long. RefSeq names its product phospholipase A2, group IB (pancreas) (gene pla2g1b). NCBI's taxonomy places the organism in Eukaryota, Metazoa, Chordata, Actinopteri, Scombriformes, Scombridae. The coding region runs from base 1 to 450 and encodes 149 amino acids. The transcript is spliced from 4 exons. Gene Ontology annotation, biological process: arachidonate secretion; lipid catabolic process; phospholipid metabolic process. Gene Ontology annotation, molecular function: phospholipid binding; calcium ion binding. The record is from RefSeq and is a predicted model, not a curated record.